CCAUGUGAAGUUCAUAAACUCCCAAGAUAGAUUGCCCAAAGCAUUAGUUUACUAGAUAUAAUUACCUUUUCUUUAAUCAUUAUUCUGCAUUAAUAUUUUUAAUGGUUUUAAAAGAGUAAUCAUAGAUUGAGUAUUUGCCGAUGAAAAAAAGGUUGUCCCGUCAUUAUUUUCUUUAAACUACAUAUUGCAUGGGAAAGCAAACGGAGUCGUUUGAUAGGUUCUUUAAGGUUUUAAAACAAAGGUUUAGGUGACGAUGCUAAUUGCCAGCUACAUGAUUCAAAUACCUGCUUUCUGUCUCCAAAUUAUGGUGCAAUCAAAGAAGUUUAGAGGUGUCAGGCAACGACACUGGGGUUCCUGGGUAUCUGAAAUUCGCCAUCCGUUACUAAAGAGAAGGGUAUGGCUUGGCACAUUCGAAACAGCUGAAGAAGCAGCCCGAGCUUAUGACCAAGCAGCGAUCUUAAUGAGUGGGAGGAAUGCAAAAACCAACUUCCCCCUAUCACAAACAGCAAAUGGAGACCCGGAAGGCAAUGAAAGUUCCCAUUCAUCAUCACCUCCAAACGAACUAUCUGAACUUCUCCAUGCGAAGCUUAGAAAAUGCAGCAAGGCACCGUCUCCUUCCAUGACUUGUCUAAGGCUUGACACCGAGAAUUCCCACAUCGGGGUGUGGCAAAAGCGAGCAGGGAAGACCUCGGAUUCCAAUUGGGUAAUGACUGUCCAGUUCGGAAAAGGGAAUGCUCAAGCUUCCGCCAAGGGUUCCAAUACCCAGGGACCCUCGGCUAGUAGCGAAGUGAGAGGAGAGAUGGAUGAAGAGGAGAGAAUUGCACUACAAAUGAUAGAAGAGCUGCUUCAUAGGAACUGUUCUUCUUCAUUUGGUGUGGCAGAAGAGGAGGGUAACUUGUUUGUUUAGUCCUUAAUUUUCUUAAAUGAGUUAAGAAGUCCAUGUGUUUAUAGGAUACAAAAUAUCAUGCCAUUCAUGGGUGAAUUUAUACAUAAAAGAAUUUCAAGUAUGUGAUAGAUUAUAAUUAUAGGUUUACAGAAUAGAGAAGGUGUCAGUUAUGUUUACAAGAGACGGAAAUAACAUAAUCAUAUGAUUACACUAUUUCUCA
Gossypium raimondii (Peruvian cotton) is the source of this 1106-nucleotide messenger RNA. Its product is annotated as ethylene-responsive transcription factor WIN1. The record is from RefSeq and is a predicted model, not a curated record. The coding region runs from base 254 to 907 and encodes 217 amino acids. Gene Ontology annotation, biological process: regulation of DNA-templated transcription. The transcript is spliced from 3 exons. Gene Ontology annotation, molecular function: DNA binding; DNA-binding transcription factor activity. NCBI's taxonomy places the organism in Eukaryota, Viridiplantae, Streptophyta, Magnoliopsida, Malvales, Malvaceae.